AUGGUGAAGCUGCCAAAAUCAGAGAAGAGUAAACCCUUAUCGUCACAACCGCACCAAGAAACACUACUCCAUCAUUUUAAACUAAUAUCAGUCAACUUUAAAGAGGCAGCAUUGGACAGUCCCAGCUUUAGAGCUUCUAUGAAUCAUUUAGAUUUGCAAAUAAAUACAAUUGAGCAAUGGCUAGCUGCUUUGGCUAGCUCAUUUAAAAAAAUUCCAAAGUAUUUGAAGGAGGUGCAAAGCUAUUGUAACUCAUUUUUAGAGCAUUUGGUUCCUACUUUUAUACAGGAUGGAAUUAUAGACCAAGAGUAUACAGUUACUGGUUUAAAUACUACUUUGGACGGCUUGAAGACAGUGUGGGGUUUGAGUAUUCAAGCAUUGAGCGUUGACGCAAAGAACUUGAAAUCCAUUGAAUUAUUUAAACGUCACCAUGUGACAAAGUACAAAGAGACAAGAAAACGAUAUGAAGAUUAUCAGGCAAAAUAUGAUAAAUAUUUAAGUAUUUACCUUUCAAGUUCAAAAUCCAAAGAUGCUUUAAUGGUAAUAGAGGAUGCUAAACAGUUAUAUCAAGUGAGAAAAGAAUACAUUCACGCUUCUUUGGAUUUGGUGAUUGAAAUUCAAAGCUUGUCCAAGAAUUUGAAUAAACUAUUGGUGGGGGUAAAUACUGAUUUAUGGAGGAAUAAAUGGAAUAUAUUUGGUUCUCGUGGUGUAGGGGAUACUAUAAGAGAAGAAUGGGAUAAGAUACAGCGAAUACAAUCUUGGAAUGAUUCUUACACACUAGCAAUCGAAAAAUUGAAUUCUGAUAUGCUUACAGCUAGAAAUCAAGUUGAAGAGGGAUGUCAUAUACAGUUUCAACCUUCUACCAACGUAAACGACUACAAGUCGACCAUAAUAAACAAUCGAACAUUACGUGAUAUUGACGAGCCCGGUAUUGAAAAACACGGGUAUUUGUUUAUGAAAACGUGGAUGGAGAAAUCAUCCAAACCUAUAUGGGUUCACAGAUGGGCUUUCAUUAAAAAUGGUGUGUUUGGUUUAUUAGUUGUCAGUCCGUCACAAACAUUUGUUCAGGAAACUGAUAAAAUCGGCAUAUUAUUGUGUAAUGUUAGAUACGCCCCCAAUGAGGAUCGGCGAUUCUGUUUUGAAAUUAGAACUAAUGAUUUUACAGCUGUGUUUCAAGCUGAAUCGUUAGUUGAAUUAAAAUCUUGGUUAAAAGUGUUUGAAAAUGAAAAGCUUAGAAUUUCUGGUCCAGAAGCAUUAGAUAAUGGGCUAUUCAAUAUUGCAUCAGGAAGAUUUCCUCCUAUAAUUAGUGAAUUUUCAUCCACUGUCGAUACAGUUAUUGAUCAACAAUUGACAAAUGCAAAAGUCACUUUAGCAGGAGGGCAAGUUGUUGCUGCAAGCUCAUUAUCGAAUCAUCUCGAAAGAUUCGAGGAUUUUUUCAAGAAAUAUAUGUACUUUGAAAUACCUAAGAUUUGCCCACCAUUUAUGACAGACACUACGAAAUCAAGUAUAAUGGCCUACUGUUUGACUUCUCCAACUCAAAUACCAAAUGCUUUAACAGCUAAUAUUUGGGGAUCUGUUAAUUGGGGUUUAUAUUAUUUGCAUGAUACAGCAAGGGACUCCAGCACGUAUUUGCCUGGCAAAGACACGGAAAUGAUCAAGUUCCAAGAAGAGCAUUUUGAAAAUGACAAAUUCUACCCCGACUUUUAUCCAAAAGAAUAUGUGAAUUUGGACAUACAGAUGAGGGCUUUGUUUGAAACUGCAGUUGAACCAGGUGAAUACUGCGUUUUAUCAUAUAGUUGUAUUUGGUCUCCUAAUUCGAAGCAGGAAUUGAGUGGAAGAUGUUUUGUCACAAACUAUCACAUGUACUUUUAUAUGCAAGCGUUGGGCUUUGUUGCUUUAUUCAAAGGGUUCUUGGGACAUUUGGUUUCUGUAGAUUUUGUUUCGCAGAAAAAUUAUGAUUUAAUUAAGGUUUACAAUAUUGAUGGCGUUAUAAAAAUGAAGGUAUUUUUGGAUGAUGCAAAUUGCAUAAAAAAGAAAUUGGUUUAUCUUAUAAACAAUAUUGUGAGUGAUAAACCAAAAAGUUUACAAGGAGUGUUGGCUGACUUUUCUGAUAUAGAAAAGCAAAUAGCAAUUGAAAAGUCUGAUGAAAAAAACUUAAGAGAGAUUAACCAGCUUUCAAAAGGGCUUUCUAGCAAGAGCUUAGCAAGUGAGAAACUUUUAUUGAGUGGUGAAACAUCAUCAAUCCUCCCUGGUCAGAGUGGCCGAAUGAUCAAACAUAAAGUUAACUUUACGCCAGAUUAUAAUUUAAUUAGUGAGCGUACUUACCCUGCUCCACCAAAGGCAGUCUUUCAUGCACUAUUAGGUGAUAAUUCUGUGAUUUUCAGAAGUCAAUUGUCUUUUGCUAGUACCAAGUAUUUUUUGCAAAAACCAUGGGCGACCUCCAAUAAGGGAACAUUAUAUAGAGAUAUUAAUGUUCCUGCCAUGUAUGAUGGGAAGGAUUGUUUUGUUCAAGUGAAACAAGAAAUUGACAAUAUGGAAGAUAAUACUUAUUAUACUUUUACUCACGAAUUGUCCAAAUUUGAGUUAUUGCUUGGAUCACCAUACAAAGCUGUAUUCAAAAUUGUGAUAGUGGAGCACAUUAGCAAAAGGUCAAAGGUGUUCAUUUACUCCAAAAUUUAUUUUGACAGACUUUCACUAUGGAACCCAUUAGUGAUACGAUUGAACAAUCAAGUUGAUGUUAAUAAAGUCAAGAAGUUGGAAAAGAGCAUUUCUGAAGCGGUAAAAGAGAUUGGAACCCAUGGCAUGAUUGUGAGAGCCAUUUAUUUGUACGGGAAAUUGAGUCAUACUAGUGAGCCGGAAGCUGUUACAAGUACUUCAGUUAUAAAAUUUGGUAUUGUAUCUCUUUUCAAGUUGGGCUUGGGGAAGGCAUUCAGCAAGGCGCAUGGAUUUGCCCUUAAUGCUAUUAUCAAACCAUUUCAACUAAUGGUUUUGUUGCUAGAAAGCUUAAGAAUGAAUGUAUUUUUGGUUGUUAUUAUAAUUCUUUUAUCACUUUUCAAUUUAUUUUUGGCUGGGAAGACUGCUACUAGUUACUGGAAUACUAGGAGCGCAAGCAAAUUGGCACAAGAGUAUGUCACUAAAGAACCUCGAAUGUUGCAACGAUCAAUUUAUUUAAAAGAUCUUGAAAACAUAUUGAAUAAAAACGUUACUAUAGCAGAGAGUCGACCAUUUAGCUUGUUCAAACAGAAUUCGUUUAUUUUUAACUUGGACGCUGAUACUGAAUGGAGUAAUUAUUUUGGUUCUAACUCAAGAGAUGUGGCCAGGCUGUUGAAGAACAGUUUUCAAGACAUAGGAAUAAAACGUCACGACCUAUUAGUGAAGUUGAGGAUUUUGAAAAGUAUGGAAGAAGAAAUUAUCCAGGCAGAAUGGCAAAACUGGAUUAUGAGUGAGGCUCAGAAAUGUGACUAUGUAAUGGACAAUGUUGUUGGGCAAAUAGAUAAAGUCGACAACUAUCAAGAAGGCAUUGACAAUUUAGUCGAGUAUUGUCAAGAAUGUAAGGCCAUUUUAUCUGAAUUGAUUUAG
Molecule: messenger RNA, 3576 nt
Organism: Candida dubliniensis CD36
Lineage: Eukaryota; Fungi; Ascomycota; Pichiomycetes; Serinales; Debaryomycetaceae
Exons: 1
Coding region: 1-3576 (1191 amino acids)
Cellular component (GO): endoplasmic reticulum; plasma membrane; cytoplasm
Molecular function (GO): protein binding
Source: RefSeq, a predicted model, not a curated record